UGAAAAUGUUUUCUGCCUAGUCUCUUGUGCCUUAGCUGGCACUUACCAAAUAUACGUCCACUUUACGUUUCUCUGUUGAUCUUUUUGUAUAUCUUGUGUUUAUAUCCUGAUUUCAGAUGCUGCCUAAUUUUGUUUUCAGGAUUCCUUGCCUUUUGGUCUCAUCUAUGACUUAUGUCAGGAUGCUAAAGGAUUCUUUGGCUCUAGUUAGGUGUUGCUGUCAUUUAACACACAAUUAAUAUGGUCAUGACCAUAAUGCAAAGCUCUUUGUUGACGAAAUUGUUCUUUGUGACAAAAGUUGCGAGGAUUCAUCAAUACAGAAGGACUGGGCAAUCAUAAGGAAGAAUGAGAGAGAGAAAGAACAAGGAUUGAAGUAACAAGUUGGUGCAGUGCAGUAGUAUGAAAUGCAGCACCAUGCUUACAAUAUUUUGCUGUCUAGGAGUGCAAUAGGUCAAACAAUAGUUUGACCUAUAAUCCUUUCAAGUGAGGUCUCAAGCUUGAUCUGAGGUAUUUACUUUAAUGAUUCCAGCUGGUCUGUUUGACAGACUUUAUUAAUGUGUGUUGAACUGGCUAUAAGUUUUUCUGUAUACUGUGGUGUAAGUGCUAUCCUGGCUUCAAUGCCAAAGCCAAAGGACGUGAACAGUGGCUCAGGAGCUGAGCAGUAGGAGAUAACAUUUAUGAAGUAAGUGUCACUAGGGAGCACCAGGAGAGGGAAGGAAGCAGCUCGUGGGCUUAGGUAGUUCCAAAUAAGAUCACAAAUUUGCCUUCUAUUGAGUAUGGAAACAAAGCUAGUACUUAAAGUGUAUUUCAGGACGAGCCGACUAGUGUUGCCAAGGCUGCAGUACUGUCGUUUCCUCUGCCAUAACUGGAAAUGGCAAAUGACACUAAGUAUUUUAUACUAAGUUCAACCUUAGGCCCAGAUUGAAAAAAACAAAUCUCUUUUGGACCGUAGUACUUCAAUAAUUCUUGCACAAUGAGUGACAAAACAUCCCAAGACAUUACAAAACUCCAGGACUCUCAUCUCUUCCAUGUCAAUUGCCAGACAGCCAGCUGAAUGUUCCGUAUCAACCAGAUUAUUCUGAUGCUGUGAAAUAGUGACUUUCUGUGUAGCUUCAGUGUCUCUGACGGCCUUGAAAACAGCAUUUAUGCAAGGGAUGCUGUCUCAGAAAACUACAAGAGUCAUAAAGCGAUAACUGCACUACUGUCAGAGUUGAUACUGACUUUAUAGUCUGUCCUUUGUGGGGAACAUGGACUUCUAAAGGGACAGGUGUUGCUUCUUGUCAUUGGAAUAAGUAUAGGCAAACCAACUGUAUCUAUUUUACGUCUUGAUAAUACCUGUGGGAAAGGGAAGAACAUCCAAGUUGUGACUUUGACUGUUGAUGUCCAACUAAGACAGUUUACAUGUGGAGCUUAAAAUGUCUUUAUCUAUUUCAGUUCAAGUCAUGGAUUAUCAGGCCUCCGUGAUAAAAUGUCAAGCUCUGGGAAAAAAGUUCUCUAUUCUAGUAGAAUUUCUGGCAACUCCCCUGCGAAAUCUGUUCUAAGAAAUUAUUAUGUCAGAAUGUAGUGUCACAGUAGGCUUAGAAGGGGGCAGAGGGAGAAACAGAAAAACUGAAGGAACUUACAUAUACCAGAGAGAACCUUUGGAUAAUUGAAUAGGUUCUCUCCUGUGUUUCCCCCUUAACAGUCCUAACCUUUCAAGAGAGUCCAAAUUUCUUUGAAAGUUUUCACAUAUGCAAUUUCACACAGAGUGAAAGGUGUCCUCAGUAAAAAGUAAAGAGGGAAAUUUUUUUUUCGUGUCUGGGAAGCCAUAAUAAUCUUGCUGUUCCUCACCUAGCUGUUUUCACUCUUGGAAGAGAAGAUGGAGCGUUUUAUCCUUGAGGUUUAGAGACCAAAUUAUAGUCAUUUGGCCAAAGAACAGAGCUUUUAGAAGCCUUCACAAAGUGUGAGCUGCUUGCUUCCUGUUCAGACUACUUAAUUUCUCACAGAAGAACACAAGUGGAAAGUGUAUGUUGUCCAGAUUCUCCCAUCCUUAGCCUAUUUUACACCAAAAUUGUUUGACUACUUUGGGUGUAAAUAAUGUUGAUGUAAGCCUGUGUAGUGACUGUUUUCAUUUGGAAUUAAUUGCUGUCUCUCCAGUCAGUUGUUAGGAUCCUAUUGGUUCUGAUGCUGGGCCUUCCUAGCCUAGGCAAAAUCAAUACAUGUUCCUCUUGGAUCAUGUAGUGUACAUGAUAUUUGGUUGUUUACAUGAAUAAUUGGUUCUAGUCCUGAAAAUUCCCAAAGUGCGAAAACCAACAGGCUCCAUUGGAUUUGAAGUAUUAGAUCGUACUUGCAUACUCGUGAGUUUCUUGAGGUAUUUUCUUAAUUUUUUUUUUUUUUUUUUGGAGAUGAUCACCCUCAUGUGAGGCAAUUUUAAUGCUUUAUUCCAAAAAAAGUCUUGAGCGUUCUACACUGAGAGUCUGAAGGGGGAAGGAAGUAGAUACAUUGUCGUGUUUCAUUUGAAACUAUUGUCUGGAUGGUAUCACUGAGAGUUCUGUGAAAACCAUUUUCAGUACUAUCAUCUAUCCUGAGACUAGUAAGGCUGUCAAAGCGAGUUUGAUUGUGGCAGCUGCUUGGUCUUGGAAAUACACAAGCUGUGGAAUGGACAAAAGUCCAGCUGUUGAAAUACUAACCUCAGUGCUUUCCUUGAAGGAGAGGAGGGGAAGGGAAUCCCCAUUCCUAUCUUAGUAAAUAACCAAACCAAUAACUUGUAGUUUGACAGACAUUUUCCUUUCUUAUGAUAAUUAGUUUUAAAGAAUUGGUGGCUUUAUUUUUCCCCUUACGUGAAACUGAGAAAUAUCAUAAGUGAGAAUCCUGUCCAAGUAGCAUCUUAUCAGUGGGUUUACCCCUCAAUUAUACCUUGUAGGGGUGGGGGGGAAUAACCUUCUGAGCGCUUUCAGUGUACUGUCACUUUUCCUGGGAAGUUAUAGAGAGAACCUUGACUUGAAGGUGGUGGCUUUACUCUUCUGUUGCUCUACCUUUUUGAAGCGCUAGUUUUUCUUCAGUUAUCUGGUUUUGUAUUUGACUGUUUCUCUUAGGAUAAUAUUUUGUUUCCUGCUCAGUUUGUAACGGGCUAGGAAGUUCCAAGGUCAGCAAUCUAGAGCCCUGGGUGAGGAGUCUGGGUCAUACUUUAAGUCACUACCACUGCUCUUAGGGACAGAAAACCUUUAGAACUUGGAGUCCUGCCUGUCCCAUGCUGGAGAGCACAAGAACCUUGAUGAGGAUCCUAUCAGAAUGCUAUUCUGUUUCUUGGAAGUUAAGGUAAUAUUUCCCUCCUCUGUCCAUUGUCACUUGGUUUGUGGUUUUUUUUCCCCUCUAAUAGUUUGCACCUCAGUCCUGUCAACUUUGUUAAAGAAAAAACAACCACCUUAUUUUAUAGUGUUUACGUACCUGAGAAGAUAACAUGCAUCUUAAAAUCUUUUCUUCUGCUAUAGAUGCAAUGGACCAACUUGAGCAGAGGGUAAAUGAAUUUUUUAUGAAUGCAAAGAAAAACAAACCUGAAUGGAGAGAAGAACAAAUGACUUCUAUCAAAAAAGACUAUUAUAAGGCUUUGGAAGAUGCAGAUGAAAAAGUACAACUGGCUAACCAAAUAUAUGAUUUGGUAGACCGUCAUUUGAGAAAACUUGACCAGGAACUUGCCAAAUUUAAAAUGGAACUUGAAGCAGAUAAUGCUGGAAUAACAGAAAUAUUAGAGAGACGGUCUCUGGAGCUGGAUACACCAUCACAGCCUGUGAAUAACCAUCAUGCUCAUUCGCACACUCCCGUAGAGAAAAGGAAACACAAUCCAUCUUCUCACCAUAGUACAACAGAUCAUGUUCCUGAGAAGAAGUUUAAAUCUGAAGCUCUUCUAUCUACUCUCACUUCCGAUGCUUCUAAAGAGAAUACACCAGGGUGUCGAAACAGUAAUUCAUCAUCCUCUUCAAACAAUGCAUACAAUACAAACUCUUCUCAACCAUUGGCAUCAUAUAACCUGGGCUCAUUAUCUUCAGGAUCUGGGGCCGGUGCUAUUACCAUGGCAGCAGCUCAAGCGGUGCAAGCCACAGCACAGAUGAAGGAAGGAAGAAGAACAUCCAGUCUAAAAGCCAGCUAUGAAGCAUUUAAGAACAAUGAUUUUCAGAUUGGAAGAGAAUUUUCACUAUCCAGAGAUUCAGCUGGGUAUUCGUCAUCAGCUCUGGCUUCUACAUUAACACAGACGUUAAGUUCAUCAACCACAGAUUCACGAAGUGGCAGAAAAAGCAAAAACAACAACAAAUCCUCAAGUCAGCAGUCCUCCUCAUCUUCGUCCUCUUCCUCUCUAUCAUCGUGUUCUUCUUCAUCUGCAUUAGCACAAGAACUGUCUCAGCAAACAGCAGUAAUACCAGAGUCUGAUUCUAAUAGCCAGGUUGACUGGACCUAUGAUCCAAAUGAACCGCGUUACUGCAUUUGUAAUCAGGUGUCCUAUGGUGAAAUGGUAGGCUGUGAUAACCAAGAUUGCCCUAUUGAGUGGUUCCAUUAUGGCUGUGUUGGACUGACAGAAGCACCAAAAGGGAAAUGGUACUGUCCACAGUGUACAGCUGCAAUGAAGAGAAGAGGCAGUAGACAUAAAUAAGCUUCUUCAUUUGGAAAACAAAUUACAUGCUAAAGAUUUUGUAGAGGACUUGGCGGGGGGGACCCCACCACACUUCUUGCAACCACUUAAAGAAGGGUUAACAUAGCAGUCAUAAGAUCUUGGAAUUACUGAUUUUGCUAGUUGUGUUUUAAUAUUGUAAGCAAAUUAUUUAUGCACAUUGAUGUGCUACAGAUACUAUUCCCGUGAGCCUUGGAUUGUUCCAGUGGCCAACAUAUGCAGACAUUUGUACUCUCAAACCAUUUUCUCUAAGCAAUGGGCAUUCUACAAUAAUUCAGUCUUCAAAGAAUUCUGAUAAGUGAAGAUUUUAAAUGUAUGUUUUAUAUUCAACAGAUAUAUUCUGCUGCAUGUACUGUACUCAAGAGCUGUUAUGUAACAUUAUGUAUAUAAAUGGUGCAAAAAGUCAGUGCUUCUAAAAAGAAUAUAAGACAAUGGUUUUUAAAAUGCCUUUAUAGCUUUGGUUCUUUAUGAAACUUAAUUCAGCAGGCUGAAGAAAAUGGUUCUUGUAUACAGCGGGCUGUUGUCCUCUAGAAUACUUGAGUAUGUAAAAACAACAACAACAAAUCUGUAGGAUAAAACAACUUGUGCCAUUAGUCUUUAUAUGUUUCUGCUCCAGAGAAGGUGCAGGUCAUAAGAGGAAGAGAAAAAAGGUGUUAAAGUGAUGAUAAAUUUUUAUACCAAAUGUGUUUAUUUUUUUGUGCAAGUAAUCCUUUAAAUUUGAAUUGUAUUAGGUGUUAAAAUAAAACAAAACAAACUCAACUCCU
Struthio camelus australis is the source of this 5403-nucleotide messenger RNA. The record is from RefSeq and is a predicted model, not a curated record. Lineage: Eukaryota; Metazoa; Chordata; Aves; Struthioniformes; Struthionidae.